This is a messenger RNA of Effrenium voratum, 768 nucleotides long. NCBI's taxonomy places the organism in Eukaryota, Dinophyceae, Suessiales, Symbiodiniaceae. The record is from the annotation of a GenBank genome assembly.
AUGCUAGGAUGCUGCGCCGUGCUCUUGGUGCCGCUACUGGCAGUAUUGAUAGGGAGCGGCUUGGUGAUCGUCGACGUGAAGCCGCUGUUCGCAUUUGCUGGCAAAGCAUUGCCCAGCUUCGUUCCAAAAGAUGCAAAAGCGGUGCCUAACUCAGAAGUUCGCAACUUCCUGCUUCAAGCUGGCUUGAAGGGAAAAGCUGCGGCAAGCCCUCAGUACGAGAAAUUGCCCCUGAAGGGGGUUUUCAUGUUUGAUCAAAUGGGCCCUGCUGGCUGGAUUGACUUCUCAUACGUUUCUUCAUGGGAUGCAGACAAGGGCGAAGCUGUCAUCAACAUGUGGGAUCUCACGGCUCCCAGUGGUGUCCCUACACCCAAAUACGGCGGCAUCGGCCCCUACUUUCCAGGAGGCUAUUUGCUUGCAGCAACCGAGUGGCUGCAAUACCGAGUGCGCUUUUCGUGCCCGCCUCUGCAGGACGGGAAGUAUUGCUUGCUGAAGGAGUCUGUCUUUGGGAAGCCUUUUGCAGACAAGGAUGAUCAAGGAGGGCCCAUGCUGUGGCACAUGACACAGUUCGACGGCGGUCGGAAGUUUGUCCGCGACACUUGGCUGGUUCCGCCCUGGGGGACGGCAGAUACUUCAGCUAGCAAGUUUCACAGCUACAGCUUGCUAAAGCUGAUGGACGCGAAUGGAGCCAUCGAUGAGGAAAACUUCCAGCUGUUCAUGGAGAAGCUGGAUGGCCAGGAUUUGCUCGUUCCUGCGGCCAUGGCUCCGUGA